AGCGUGAUAUAUCCGGAGCCGUCCACGACGGGCUUCACCCUUCAGAGGCGGCUGGCAGAUUCAACCCCUCGGGGCGCCUCGAGCACCGGGCCGGCGCGGGGCCUGAUCAGGACUGGCGAAGCUCCUCGUUUCUGCCUCCCGCUCCCCAGGGUCCACGCAGCUGACGUGGAUGCUGCCCGGUCUGCACAGAUGCCCUCGUCUCCCCCCUCCACCUGUACAGCUUCUCCGCGCCCUGUCGCUGCCAGUGCCCUGCCAAACAACAUAGGCAAGCCAGAAUUCCCAGACACGGGCACGGACCGUAUUAAGGAUCUUUUUCAGAAAGAUGCAAGUCAGAGUUACCCAGAGGAGGUGACCAAUGUGAUAAAAAGUGGACUUUUUGCUGCCCUCGCUGGCUUGAUCUACGGAGGUCUGCCGGCGGCUUACCACGCUAAGCAGCGGUACAUCCAGCAGAGCCAAGCGGAACUCUACUCUAGUCGUGUGGAAGCAGUGCGUUUGGCCCACAACGCAGCUAUCCGAGGUUUUGUGAGAUACGGCGUCCGAUGGAGCUGGAGAGUUGCUGCAUUUGUUACCAUGUUCAAUUCUGUCAGCACAGGCCUGUCAGUUUACCGUGACAAGUACACCCUCUGCAAUUUUGCCGCAGCUGGAGCUGUGACUGGAGGUCUUUUCCGACUAAACCUGGGCCUGCGAGGCCUGGUGGCGGGCACCAUCAUCGGAACAGCACUCGGAAUUCCUACAGGCGCUGUGAUCAUGAGCAUGUACUCAAUGACAGGAGAAAAUGUCAGAGAAAGGAGGCGGAGAGAGCGCAGGGAGCUUUAUGAGCUGAAACUUGCCGAGUGGACGGCACGACUUGAAUUGACCGAUGAACUGGUUGGUGACCUGAAUGCGGCCUCACGGGCAGAGGAUACAGAGCGUGACUUGAAAAAGAUCCAGGAGCUGCUCAGUUUACCGCAGAAUGAUGUAGUACAAGACUCGAGCAGCCAAUGACAGCAUUACCAGCUAAAUUACUUACUCUGAAAGUGCAAUGUCAGAUAGCUCUGAGGAAAACAUAGGUUUUUACUUGGAAUCGAGCAUUUAUUUUAGAGUAAGGAAAAAUCGAAAUUGGUCAUUCCGUUGUGAAAUCUGUCCAAUGGAACAACCCGUAAUUAUGCAUGCAGGAAAUUGUUUCCUCAAGACACACAAUUACAGCAAUGGUACAUUCAGGUUAAAGGGCAAUCAUGCAUGUGGACUUAAUCUGAGUAAUGAUGAAUACUGUAUUAUUAAACGUUAAAAAAAAGGAGAUACACAAAUAAGGCAGGCAAAAAUGGUUAGCCUUUUGACUGUGCUGUAGCAGAAGAGCCAACAAAAUGACUUCCAUAAAACGUAAUCUUACACAUUCCUCUCUUUGUUUUCCCAGAUGUACUCCAAAUACAGUAUGUUAGAAACUAAGUCCAAUACCCUCAGUAUAUAAGUUCAUGAAGUUCACUCUUCAGUUAGACAUUAGCUAAGACAAAAGAGGGAAUCACUGACGUGACAACUGACCGUGACCAUUGAAAAAUCAAUUCAUCAAUCUUUGGAUUGGGAAUUCACUUUUAUUCCUCAAAAUAUUGUACAGUGCUGGCCAAAAGUAUUGGCACCCCUGCAAAUUUGUCAGAUAAUGCUCAAUUUCUCCCAGAAAAUGUUAGCAAUUACAAAUGCUUUGGUAGUAAUAUAUUCAUUUAUUUUGCUUCCAAUGAAAAAAAAACACAAAAGAGAAUGGGGGGAAAAAAAUCAUUAUCAAUUUACACAAAACUCCAAAAAUGUGCUGGACAAAAGUAUUGGCACACUCAGCCUAAUACUUGGUAGCACAACCUUUUGGACAAAAUAACUGCAAACAACCGCUGCCGAUAUCUAUCAAGGAGAUUCUUACGAUGCUCUGCUGGAAUUUUAGACCAUUCUUCUUUGGCCAACUGCUCCAGGACUCUGAGAUUUGAAGGGUGCCUUCUCCAGACUGUCAUUUUCAGAUCUCUCCACAGAUGUUCUACGGGAUUCAGGUCUAGACUCAUUGCUGGCCACUUUAGAAGUCUCCAGUGUUUUCUCUCAAACCAUUUUAUAGUGCUUUUUGAAGUGUGUUUUGGGUCAUUGUCCUGCUGGAAGACCCAUGACCUCUGAGGAAGACCCAGCUUUCUCACGCUGGGCCCUACAUUAUGCUGCAAAAUUUGUUGGUAGUUUUCAGACUUCAUAAUGCCAUGCACACGGUUAAGCAGUCCAGUGCCAGAGGCAUCAAAGCAACCCCAAAACAUCAUGGAACCUCCGCCAUGUUUGACUGUGGUGACAAUGUUCUUUUCUGUGAAGGCCUCGUUUUUUUCCCUGUAAACUCUAUGUUAAAGCCUUUUCCCAAAAAGCUCUAGUUUUGUCUCAUCUGGCCUGAGAACACUCUUCCAAAACAUUUUUGGCUUUCUCAGGUAAGUUUUGGCAAACUCCAGCAUAGCUUUUUUUAUGUCUCUGGGUCAGAAGUGGGGUCUUCCUGGGUAUCCUACCAUAGAGUCCCUUUUCAUUCAGACGCCGACGGAUAGUACGGGUUGACACUGUUGUACCCUCAGACUGCAGGACAGCUUUAACUUGUUUGGAUGUUGGCCGAGGUUCUAUAUCCACCAUCUGUACAAUCUUUCGUUGAAAUGUCUCGCCAAUUUUUCUUUUCCGUCCACAUCUUGGGAGGUUAGCCACAGUGCCAUGGGCUUUACACUUAUUGAUGACACUGCGCAUGGUAAACACAGGAACAUUCAGGUCUUUGGAGAUGGACUUGUAGCCUUGAGAUUGCCCAUGUUUCCUCACAAUUUUGCUUCUCAAGUCCUCAGACAGUUCUUAGGUUUUCUUUCUUUUGUCCAUGCUCAAUGAGGUACACACAAGGACAUAGGAUAGAGGUUGCGUCAACUUUAAUCCAUUUUAACUGGCUGUAAGUGUGAUUUUGUUAUUGCCACCAUCUGUUAUGUGCCACAGGUAAGUAACAAGUGCUGUUAAUUACACAAAUUAGAGAAGCAUCACAUGAUUUUUCAAAGAGUGCCAAAACUUUUGUCCGGACCAUUUUUGGAGUUUUGUGUAAAAUGAUAAUGAUUUAUUUUUUCCCCCCAUUCUCUUUUGUGUUUUAUCAUUGCAAGCAAAAUAAAUUAAUAUAUUACUAUCAAAGCAAUUGCAAUCAUUUUUUGGGGAGAAAUUGAGCAUUAUCUGACAGAAUUGCAGGGGUGCCAAUACUUUUUGGCCAGCAGUGUACCUCCCACCCAACGCAGGGACAAACUUUCUACUCACACUUUAAGGGAAGUUCUUGAAAGACAUUUCUUUCGAGAAAUCAGGUUAGUAAUCUUGAACCGUGGUUCAACAAGAGUGGCCUCUUUGGUGUUACAGAUCAUCUAAUUUAGAAUGCAAUUUUACGAAUCAUUUACGGGCUUGUGCGUUGUUCCAUGGAGCAAAUGUAUCUGUGUUCCAUCAAGUGCAAAAACAACAGUCUGUUCUUUUGAAUAAUCAAAUCAUACUGCCAAAUUGUGUUCUGCUGUUGUAAGUGGAAGUUUUUUUUUUUUUUUUUUUGUCAUUAAAAAGGAAGAAAAGAACUAUUUCCUAAUAUAAACUGCAGUGUUUGGUUUCCGUCAAACAUAACUUCACUGUUGAAAGCCACUGUUGAAGAGAAGUCAUAUUAAAUCUCGACUGUAGUUUGCCUAAAAGCAUGUGGAAGACUCCAUGAUCAAGUGGAAGAAAAUUCCUUGGUCUGAUAAAACCAAAAUGGACCUUUUUACCCAUAAGAAAAGACGUUAUGUUUGGCAGAAAUCAAACACUACCAGAACACACCAUCCCCACUGUGAAGCAUGGUGGUGGCAGCCUCUUGCUGUUUGUGUUUCUCAGCAGCCGUACCUGGAAGGCUUGUAAAGAUAGACGCCAGAAUGAAUGGUGUAAAAUUCACUGAAAUCCUGGGGGGAAAUCUUCUGUCUGCAAGAAAACUACCUUGGAAGAAGAUUUAUUUUACAGCAGGACUGACCCAAAGCACAAAGCAAGUGCUACACAAGAAUGGUUAAAAAAUAAUCAGGUAAUGUUCUGAAAUGGCUGAGUCAAAGCUCAGACCUCAAUCCUAUAGAGAAUUUGUGGCUGGGCUUGAAAAGGGCUGUUCAUGCCCGAUUCCUGCGCAACCUGUCAGAGCUUAAACAUUACGAGGAAGAAUAAGGCAAAAUUCGAGUGAAAGCAACACGAAGUGAUUAAAGUAAGACAAUAUUUAGCUCAAACAGGUGGUUACUCGUGAGGUAAAGGUGGACUUUUUUUUUUUUUUUUUUUAAGGUAGACUGACAACUCUGGGUGUCAUAAUUGCUGUUGUCAGGGAUAAAGAUCCUUAUGAACUCCAAUAAAUUACAAAUUAUUGAAAAAUGCAAUGUCAGUUCUGGAUUUUUUUUAGAUUAUGUCUGUAAGUGGAAAUGCAUAUAUAAUAGA
Corythoichthys intestinalis (scribbled pipefish) is the source of this 4425-nucleotide messenger RNA. RefSeq names its product translocase of inner mitochondrial membrane domain containing 1 (gene timmdc1). Gene Ontology annotation, cellular component: mitochondrion. The transcript has 7 exons. Lineage: Eukaryota; Metazoa; Chordata; Actinopteri; Syngnathiformes; Syngnathidae. The record is from RefSeq and is a predicted model, not a curated record. The annotation marks the transcript as partial.